UAAAAUUGUGAUGACCCAAAUCCUAACCCAAAGAAUUCAGGUCGAAGCCCAAAUCCAUUCCUAGAGGCCCAAGGUAUUUUUUUUAUAAAAACCCACAUUUAUCCACUUUAGUUCCUCACAAACUUCAUGCAAAAGAAGAAGAAGAGUUAGAGAGAGAGUGAGCUAAGAGAAGAGGUGUGAUCUUUUACAGUGAGUGGGUCGCCGGAGCUCGUCGCCGGAGCAACCGUGUGCCGUGAUCACGUUCAGCUCGACACCACCGUUCGCAACCCUAGACCACCAUCGUGUUCCUCCCGUCGAGACGAAGCCGUAGACACCAACCACGCCGCAAUCGGAGCCCGGACGAAACCGCUAGAGCCUCCCGAAGUUUCGCCUCUGCACGAGCGUGAAACGCACGCGCCAUCGCCGUCCGCCGGAGCCACCGCGCAUCCCGGCCACUCGCCGCCGUCUCCGACCAACGUUCGCCGGAGCCGCCGUGACCGGCCACCGUCCGUUCGCCGCCGAGAAGCUGCCGCCGCGUCGCCGUCUCGCCGCCGUCGCCGCCGUUGAUUUUCCGGUAAGCCGCCGCCACCCUCCGCCGUCGCCGCCGGUGACAAUUGUCCGGUGACUCGCCGACGACUCGCCAACUCGGCUGAUUCGACCCGGUGAGUCAACUCGGUGACUCGGUUAACCGAUUGGAUUGACUGGUUUAAAUUGAUUUAGGGUUGGUUAGGUUAAACCGCCGGUUAAAAUCAAUUGGAUUACGGUUAAGAUAAACCGGUUAGAUAGAUUAAUUAAUUAAUUAAUCAAUUGAUGGUUAAGGUAAACCGGAUGGUCCAAUUGGAAUCGAUUUCGGGUGAGUUAAACCGGUUGGUUUAAAUCAAUUCCAAUCUGGUCAAGGGUUGACCGGUUUGGGUCAGAGUUGACCGGGUUGACCUUUGACCAGCGUGUUGACUUUUCCGUAAACCUUGACUAAACCCGUUUUAAACCGUUCGAAAGCCGUUCCGACUCAGAAUUUCGCCCUGAUUUCAGAUUUGGAAUCUAUUUGAGCAGCUGGAGUUCAUAGAUACCACGUCUUCUUGUUGCUAAGGUGAGACCGAUGAGCAGGAGUGAUUAUACCGGACCGGUGCUUUUGGGCUUUUACUACUAUCGAGCUUUGGACUUCUAUCCAUUUUAUCGUUUUAUCGCUUUUGGGCCUUGGGCUCCUAUCUAUCGUUUAUGUUAUCUCGUAUUUCGAACUUUCGGUUUAUGUCAUACUUUAUAUUUCGGAUGUUAUCGUUAUUGGGCCUUUAAGCCUUGUGAUACUAUAUUGACUUUUAUAUUUAUAAAUGGAGAUUUCAUAAACUAUUAUUUAUCGAAUUGUUUUUAUUAUUUCGAAAGUGACGGGUGUCACAGUUUUGGUAUCAGAGCGGGGUUCCAUCCCGGCUCCGACCCGGGAUGGCGAUUUUGGAGACUUGGUUUUAUUUGGUUUUAUUCGAUUUUAACGGUUUUAGACGAUUUCAAAAUAUUUUCGGGGAUUUGGGAAUUUUGAAAACAAAAAUAAAUAGCACCUUUUCGUUCGGUAUCUCUCCUCUUUAAAUGUUGUAUCAAGAAUUCAACAGAAGCUUACUUUUUCGCUUUCCCUUUCAGAUGCCGCCUAGGAAGAGAGUUGUUCGUACUCAGACCGUCAGAGACGCUAGAGAGGUUGAGGCUGAGAACGAGCAUGUCCAGCCCGCAGUUCCGCAGCAGGCGGCUCCGCCUAUUGAUCAGGACGCUUUGACACAGAUGGUUCAGGAUGCGGCUAGGCAGGCUGCACAGGAGGCAGUCCAGCAAGCUGCCCAUGAGGCUGCCCGAGUAGCUGCUCAGGAGGUUGCCAGACAGAUGGCUGCAGUUCAGCAGGGUCAGCAAAUUCCACAUGGUCCUCAGGUUCAGGUGCAGCAGGGUCCGCAGAUUCACAUGCAGCAGGCCCCACCUGUUCAGGUUCAGCAUGAUCAUCAGGUUCCACAUCAGCCGGCUCCAGCUCCGCAGUAUCCUCAGGUUCCCGUUCAGCCUGUUCCAGGAGUUUUUCAGGUUCCACCGCCACCACCUGCUUUCCCAGUUCAGGUGCCCGAGGUUGAUGAGACAUUUAUCAGGGUGUUGGGACAGAUGAAGUAUGUGAGUUUGGAGCAUUUCAGUGGGACGACGGAACCUACAGUUGCUCACGAUUGGAAGCACAGUUUGGAUAAGUGUUUGAAGACCAUCUCGUGCCCGCCAAGGCUCAAGCUUAACAUCGCUGAGCUUUAUUUGCGUGGAGAUGCAUCAAUCUGGUGGGAUGGAGUGAGAUUGAUGCACCGUGGUGAGCUGACAUAUGAUGAUUUUCUGUACGCGUUCAACAAGAAGUAUUUUCCGAGAGAAGCUUUGCAUGAGAAGAAGAAUGACUUCGAGCAUUUGAGGCAAGGAGCAAAGUCUGUGAGGGAGUAUGAGCGGGAGUUUAACCAACUCCGCAGAUUUGUGGGUAACACCAUUGAUGAGGAGGAUCUGAUCAGGAGGUUCUUAGAUGGGAUGCGAGUAGAGCUUCGUGGUAGAUGCAGUGUGGUUACCUACACCAGUUUGGAGGAUCUGGUAGAGAAGGCGGCUGUGCAAGAGAAAUGCAUGGUAGAGGAACAGAAGUUCUCCAAAGGAGUUCAGCCUAAGGCCGGAGGGACUUCGGGAUCACAGAAGAGGACUUGGGAACAGACUGGAGUACCCCAUUGUGGGCGUUGUCGUCGCCAGCAUUUUGGGGAAUGUCUCCAGUGCUUUAACUGUGGUCUGUUUGGGCAUAUCUCGAAGAAUUGUAGGAAGCCGCCACGUACUCAGGUUGCAGCGCCAGCAGCGGCAGUAGCACCAGCAGUGGCAGCGAGGAACUGUUACGGAUGCAACCAGCCUGGUCACAUUUACAGAGAUUGUCCGAGGAGGGGCAAUGCAGCGCUUCCACCACCACCGAAGCGUCCAGCCAUCGCUCCACGCGUGUUUGCGGUUGGAGAUCCCCAGGGAGCUGAGCCGAUAGCGGGUAUGUGACUUUUCCAUACUUAUUGUCUUUG
Messenger RNA from Brassica napus (rape), 3014 nucleotides. RefSeq lists its product as uncharacterized. Gene Ontology annotation, molecular function: nucleic acid binding; zinc ion binding. The record is from RefSeq and is a predicted model, not a curated record. NCBI's taxonomy places the organism in Eukaryota, Viridiplantae, Streptophyta, Magnoliopsida, Brassicales, Brassicaceae. Bases 1555 to 2991 code for a protein of 478 amino acids. The transcript is spliced from 3 exons.